This is a messenger RNA of Gallus gallus (chicken), 1317 nucleotides long. RefSeq lists its product as uncharacterized. The record is from RefSeq and is a predicted model, not a curated record. The coding region runs from base 381 to 695 and encodes 104 amino acids. The transcript has a single exon. NCBI's taxonomy places the organism in Eukaryota, Metazoa, Chordata, Aves, Galliformes, Phasianidae.
GGCGCAGGGAUACCGGUGCGGGGCGCAUCACCGGCCGUCCCCCUCCGCGCAACGGCACUAAUCCCCUCGUGCCCAACCAACGGCGCUUGGUUCCGGGGUUCCGCUCGGUAACUCCUCCGGUGGAGCAAAGUUGCCCCGUCCGUCCGUGCCACCGGGGCAGGAGGCGGACGGGAGCCGGGGGCGGGGGGGGGCGCGCAAUCCGCGCGGUGCCGGAGCGGAGGUACUACUUGGCGGAUCCCGACGGCGCCCGUCGGCAGUGUGUUCCCGGGCCCCGCCGCGCUGUUGUUAUUUAUUUAACCAACGGGGAGUAACGAAACUCAGCCGGAGGGGUCGGGACGGCGGGGCGGGCGCUGCAGCUGGGGCUGGGCCGGGGCUGUGCGAUGGAAGGGCUCGGGCCCGAUGCGGCGGCGACAGCGCCGGACAGCGCCGGGCGGGUAGAGGCCUCUGGCCGAGGCCUGCGGAGCAGCAGCGCCGCCGAACGAAUUAAGAGGCCCCGUACCACCCGGAGCCCCGCGGGCUCCGGCGCAGCGCCCCUCGCAGCGCCUCCGACGGCCCCGGCGGGGCUCAGUGUGAGCCGCGGGAAGGGGAACGGGGGCUCCGUUCCGGCGGUAGCGUUGGUUCAGGGGCUCACGAAGCGGGCUGCGCGCCGCCUGGGCUCGGCGCUGCUCGACCGCAUCACGGCGUUACCGCUGUGAGUACGGGCAGAAAUGAGAAUCGGCCGCGAAACAAAGCGAAAUGAGCCCCGCGGCUUCCUCGUGCUGAAAGGAGAAAGGGAAAUGUGAGUGAUAGAGUACCGCUCGCGUUUAAACUGAGCGCUGUGCAACACAACGUACAGCCGGUGCCCGUCGCUGCUUUCAACCAGCCAAAGUUUACGUUUGUCCCGCUGGAGAAAUGGUUCCGUUGAAAUAACACCCGCAGCCCUGCCCCAGCUGUGUGUCCCGGGAAACCCAGUGCAUAUUCCAGUGCAACCACCACGGCUCUGUGCCUUUUCUGUAUGCGUUUGUGGGUAUGUGCGUGUGUGCGAGAGAGAGGCUGUGAGAAAGAGAGAGUAAAUCCCCACAACAAUUGCCGUGGAUGGGCAAUAAACAAUUGCAGUUGGGCAUGGCACGAACUAUGUGCAUUGGAUUAACCUCGCUUGACCUCACCACAAUUGUAUUUAUUUAUCCAAUUCCGUAACAGGUUGCUACUGACCAAAAAGAAGUAGAAGUCAAUGAUCAACUACCUUCGUUUUUUUUUUAUUUUAUUUUGUAGAAUUUCUGGGUUUUUUUUGUUUGUUUGUUUUUGGUUUUUAAUAUCAUAAUUUGUAAUUAUUUCCUU